Messenger RNA from Arabidopsis arenosa, 544 nucleotides. The record is from the annotation of a GenBank genome assembly. NCBI's taxonomy places the organism in Eukaryota, Viridiplantae, Streptophyta, Magnoliopsida, Brassicales, Brassicaceae.
AAUGUCUAUCAAUCCCUAUAUGACCGUCCUCGGGGCGAUCUUCCUCCUCGCCGCUACCUCAAGGCAAAACGCGGCAGCGUUGAGUCUUUCUCUCGCUGACCCUUGCACGGUCUCGGAUUUCCCAGCAUUGUGCAGAGGUACCAUUAAGGGUCAAACUAAUGUGAACGCAGCUACGGAUGUAGCCAUAAGAGAGUUGAUGAAACGGACGAGGCAAGCCAAAGAAAUCGCCGAGAAAGAACUGAAACGCGAUGGAGGAGUCGCGACUUGUUUGUCCAACUUCAAUAGCGCGUUUGACAAUUUGGACAAGGCUCUUACGAACAUUAAGGAAAAUGAUGGUUUUAGCCUUAACAUUAACCUUAGCGCCGCGUUGACGGAUUACGAUACUUGCAGCGACGCGAUGAAGGAAACUCGGGAGAUCAACGUCAUUUAUAAAUCUGCUGGCGUUUUGUAUAAAAUGGCUGAUAAUUGCUUGGCGCUCUCAACCCUCGUUAAACAUUGAUUUUUAAGGAGAAUUGGGGAUUUCGAAUGAAAAAAAUGUUUUUAU